Molecule: messenger RNA, 2363 nt
Organism: Gaeumannomyces tritici R3-111a-1
Lineage: Eukaryota; Fungi; Ascomycota; Sordariomycetes; Magnaporthales; Magnaporthaceae
Exons: 2
Coding region: 388-978 (196 amino acids)
Source: RefSeq, a predicted model, not a curated record
CUUCUCUCUUGUCUUCCCCCUUUUUUAACCUACCCGACCUCCUGACCAACAAGACUCACACACCACCACACCUCACAUCUUGAUAUCUACCUCUCCUCCCAUUCCAAUUCCAUUCCGGCCGCUUGAACAACCACGAGGGACUAGCAAUUGAACCCGCGCACCAAUCUUGCAAACAACCCGCGACACUUUUGGAACAGACCACGUUUGCCACUCGCAAUUCUCGCGCCGCGGCUUUUGUUGUUACUUUUACGUUGUCCGAGUUACGUUUAAUACUACGCGCCUCGGCACACAUUCCCACCCAUCGGCGCUACCCAGCCAAAAGUCAACGACCCGCCGCCAACCAACAACCCAACAAGCAAACCACGGCCUCGCCACACUGAAUAAAUAAUGUCUUCUCCAUACUACCACUUCACCGCCCACAGCCAACAACCCACGGCCGCCUCUGCCGGUCCCGUAUCCCACAGCCACCAUGGCCCGCGGAAUCGGAGGGCGCCCAGGCUGUCGGUAUCGCAGAAUUCCCAGAGGCAACAAUACCGCGGCUUCCGGAGCAUGAAGGAGCUGGCCGAGGCUGCGACACUGACUUCGUUCCGCACCAAGUACGAGGCCGGCCGGUCUUUCGAUCUCGAGGACGACAUGGAGUUCUGCCCAGCAUUGCUAACCGAGAGCGACCUUGUUUCCAUCCACAGCGCCUCGUCGGAGCGGUCGUCAUUGGCAAGCAACUCCCCAACUGGCUCGCCGACUCAGCAGCCGCAGCAAGUCGCAUCCAACUUCUCGCUCAACUCCUCUUCGCCCCCAUUCAUCCCGCCCACCUACCAGAGCCAGCACUCGGGCAACCUCAAGCUCCACCAGCCUGCCGCCGCCCGUGCCCGUAAUGCCAUCCCCAUCAUCAACCCCCUGACCGGCAUUACCAUGGCCAGCCCGCCGCCAUCUGUCUCGCCCGGCGCCCGCAUGCAGCACAGCAUGGGCCGUAGGUGGUAGACGAGUUUCUCAGGCCUGCUUCUGAUUGCUCCGUCGCCACCGCGGCCCUUGCAAGAUUGAAGUGGUCGCAAUGCCGUCUGCGAACGCACCUAAUCAGCUGGCUCAUCUUGGCGGUCGCCCGACUUGACGACAAACACAUCGGCAUCGAUUCUUUUCACCAUUCGCUUCCCCCCCUGGCUGGCGGGGCAUUGCUUGGGGUCGACUGGCUCUUUCGACACAUUCUUCGGCAGUCCACCGAGGCCAUGGUCUCGACCGGGCCGCCUUCUCGCUGUACAAACCUUUUCGACAUACCUUUUUCCCAGCGGAAAAUCUUUUAAACAUUUUCGACGUCGACCUGAUACGAAGAUAAUCGAUACCUCUGUUUGCGUUAUUUGCGAUAAAUACCACACCCGGUGCGGUAUCACCCGACCCCGGAAGAUGACGGCUUUUCUUUACGACACGGCGUUCCAAUGGUUCCAUUGCAUCUCUCGGCUUUUUUUAAUCUUGCUUGCAUCGGCGUCGGCACGGCGGGAGUUUUCGGUCUCGCUUGUUUUACAUCAUCUUUUCCCAACAUACAUAAGCGCGGCGAGUCACGCAUGAUAAAACGGCUUUUUUUCAUGGGUCUUAACGAGUUCACCAAAGAAAAAAAAGAAGAGUUCUUCUCUUUUUCUACGGCUAGAAGGGGGGUUUCUUUGUCCACGCGGCUGCGGGUUUUGGUUCUGCCUGUUCUUCUUUGAUAAGCGAGCCUCGUUGCGUUUCUUGGCUUUGCUUCGUGUGUUAAUUCUUCCGGGUUAUUUUCUCUACGGGACAACACUGGACAGGGUGGGCAGAGACUUUUUCUUGUUUGGCACGUCGUUGCACUUAUUAACCAAACUGGUCACACGGGGUGCCAGUUGGUGGUGGCGGAGUUGGUUUCGUUUUCCUUUUUACUGGCUUUGAGAUUCCCUGCAAAUAAGAUAACCUGAGGGGCAGACGGCGAUGUGUGGUUUUAUUUUUGGAACGCGAUGGUUGCGCUUCUUGUUUGGGACUUGGUACUUACUCUCUCAUCACUCUUUCUCUUUUCGCUCUGGGUUUCUCCAUCAUCUCUUUUUUUUUCGGCUGUACCAUUCGGGCGACUCUCCACGUAUCGUGGGAUACCCCUUUUGUUCAUCGGGUUUGGGCAAGCGAGCUGGGAGCAUUUAUUUGGCCAAGAGUCAUCUUGUGGACAAUGUCGGCUUCCGGGGCUCUUGUCUGUCCGCCACGACCAGAAGACUUGCUGGCGGCGUGUUUGCAAAGAUAUGAUGGUUCAUUUACGGAAUCGACUGAGCGAUGUAAUAUCGCCGCUUUUUCAACUUCACACAUUUUCGCUUCAGGCUGCGAUUUGGGCCCAUUGGACUACUUCUCUCCCGUUGAUGUUUUCGUGCUCG